AUCGGGUCAUAUUGCGCCCAGACCUGGUGUCAAAAUUCUUUACGAUGCUAGAAGACACAGGAACACCUGGUUUUAUCAUAUAAUUUAUACUAGUUUGCCUUCCUCGAUUACCCAUCCUUUCCCGUCUCGCCUCUCGUUUGCUCUCCUUCUUUCACACUAAUAACCCCGCUUGCGUCAUUGCUGGGCGUUGAUGCUGCUGAAGUACCUUCCGCCCCAACUCUCUCAGUGCCUAGCCAUCGGCCGUUGCGUGCACCUCUCAACAUCCUCCCACACUCUCAACACUGGGUUCUCGCCUUUUCCCUGCCGAGCCUCUACCAUCGGCGCGCGCACCUUCAAAAUGGCAAUCAAGUCGGCGGCAGAUAUGCCGACGCUUUCCCUUCUAUACAAGACACAAAAGCUCGCCGCGCCCGAAGACGACGCAGACGUUACAACGACCAUCUCGUACUCCCUCACCACCCCUCCAAUCCCGUCCAAGAACUUCAACGACCGCAUCUCGCUGUGUCGCGUCGAUAUCACUCUCCUCGAACUAGACGCCAUCGUCAAUGCAGCCAACAAGAGCUUGCUAGGCGGUGGUGGCGUUGACGGUGCCAUCCAUCGCGCUGCCGGACGUGGCCUGUGGAAGGAGUGCUCGAGGCUCGGCGGUUGCGACACGGGAGGCGCGAAGAUCACCUCUGCCCAUAACCUGCCAUGCAAAAAGGUCAUCCACACAGUCGGUCCGGUCUACGAUCCCUUCGACCCGGAGCUGAGCGAGAGGCUGCUCACCAGCUGCUACACCACCAGCCUGGAACUCGCCGUCGCCAACAAAUGCCGCACAAUCGCCUUUAGUGCAAUCAGCACAGGCAUAUACGGCUAUCCAAGCACAGAGGCCGCACCUGUCGCCAUCACUGCGGUGCGCAAGUUUCUUGAAUCCGACAAGGGCGCCGAAAUCGACUUGGUCGUCUUUGUCGUCUUCGAGCUCAAGGACUUGAUCGCUUACACUAACGCGCUACCCAUCUACUUCCCGCCCGUCCCCGAAGGGGCCGAGAUAAUAAAGCACUCCGAUUCAGGCAAUGGUGUCUCUGGCGCUGAUACCAUGAUUCCAACCGGAGCCGCCACUGCUCCAACUGGCGCAACCACCACGAGCCUCGGCGCUGGGCCUACGGCAGAAGAAGGCGCAGCGGUUGCCCCGGUCGACAAGCCUGGAGCUGCUCUGGAGGAUAUUGAGGCGGAGAAAAUCGCCAAGGUCCUCCCGGAGGUGCCAAAGACGGCCCCAGCUGAGGUCACAGAAUCUGAACAUAUCAACAAGAAGCCGAAGCACGACAACUGAAGAAAUGGUUUCGUAUUUCGCUCCCCUGCCACAUGGGAGCUGUAGACACAAUGACUCCUGUUAGCGAAAAUUCUCUAGAUUUCCGCCGUCCUGGACGUCCUUGCGUAUCUCAGCUACCGAUGCUUCGGCGAGCUGGUUAUUUGAGGGCUCGUGACUUGAAAUACCCAAUUUCCACCCCAACAAAGAAUGGUUAGGCAUGUCGCGAAUAUUUCAUGGCCAUAAUUCACUUUGGCAAAAGCCCAUCCCUUGAUCCUGAUACCAAAAGCACCGGGUUGCAAAACCCAGUUAACUCAUGCUAUGGCUGCUACUUUCAUCGGUUGAUAGGGAGUGAAGCUCGAGGGGCCAGUUGCCCUGCUUAGUUCCUAAUCAGAAUUCCUAGUAAUCAGAGUAUGCCCCGAGCGGUUGUGAAUGUGGUGGCAGAAUUGGUUAUCGAAGCGCCCGGCCUCGGCUCCCGCAUCCACAAUAAGCUCACGUCUGUCAGCCAGAUGCAGCGACGUGGGCAUGCUGGCUCAUGAUCCGGUUGAGCCCCUCCCUUUGCAAACAAUUUUCAAAGGCGAAGCUCUUGGCGCACUCGUCCAGAUCUUCCAAGCUCAUUCCCUCAAACAGGCUGGCAAACUCGUUGGAGAAGCUGCCUGCUACAAAGACCUCGAGCACGUUCCGGUGCAGGUGCCGGGUCGUGUCCCAGGUGGUCGGGUACGUCUCGGUCGCCUGCGGGGCGUUCUGGUUGAUCCACCGGACCAGCGGCUGCACAAGCGCGUCGAGCUCCGCGUUCGGGUGCCUGCCCCAGGCGUCCAGAUUGAGCCGCCGCUUCCUCUCAACAAAAGCAGCGACGGUGCGCAUGUACCUGCUCUUGGGGUCCGUGUAGAUCAUGCCCUGGUAGCCCACGUCCUUGUAAAGCCAGAUGCUCCACGGGAUGCCGUACUUGUCGUAGACAUCCAGCUGCGCGCCGAGCAGGGCGUACCUCUCCGUGUUGACCUCGUCCGCCUUCGGGUUCUUGGCCGGGUCCUCGUACACGGGGCCGAACUCGCCGUUCCAGAUGGGCGUCGAGCGCGCCCGCUGGAACUCGGCCUUGCGGAGGAACUGGCCCUCCAGCCGCUGCAGCUGCUCCGGCGUGCCCUUGAACCGCUCGCCCAGCGGGAAUCCCAUGGUAGAGUAGUCAUGCAGCGCGUAGACUGUGUUGGGCAGCACCUUGUCGAAUCCUUUCCAUUCGAUGGAAAACGUGUUUCCGUCCAGCCACAGGAUGUGGUCCGGGUCCACUGCCCGGAUUGCGGCCUCGAGCCUAUCGUAGAACGCCGGGAGCCUGACGUGUUGCUCGUCGCAGGGC
Molecule: messenger RNA, 2630 nt
Organism: Gaeumannomyces tritici R3-111a-1
Lineage: Eukaryota; Fungi; Ascomycota; Sordariomycetes; Magnaporthales; Magnaporthaceae
Exons: 2
Coding region: 191-1306 (371 amino acids)
Source: RefSeq, a predicted model, not a curated record